GGAAGAGAAAGAAAGAGAGAGGAACAAAAGUCGAGAAAACCUGCCAUAGAGAAAGAACUCCUUGUGGAUGGCAGGGUCCCCAGGACUUCAAUGAAAGGAGUGCCUGGAAAGCUCAAGCAGAAAGCUCAGCCUCUUCACGCUGGCUCCAGAGAGCGCCAGCGUUAACCGGGAUUAAGAAACUCAACUAAUGCUUCCCAGCGCCGGGAUUGCAGCAGCGCGGAGCCUCCCGAGGCAGAGAACCGCAAAUCCGGCCGGAUCUCCGGGCAGGCAGAUGCCGCUUAACCCCGGAUUUAUGUGCGUCCCACCUCUGCAGAGCCGCUGGAAAACCACCGUGCCUCCGCUGGGCGGACAGUGACCGCUGCCAGCCCAGCCGGGGCUGCUCCGUGCCCGCUGCCAGCCGGGCGAAGAGGCUCCCUGGUUCUCUGUCCCCCAGCCCAUGCCGGAGCGGUGGCACCGGGCUCUCAGCGCUCUCCCAGCUCAUCCCUGCUCCGUGCCCGCUGCUGAAGAGGCUCUCUGUCCCCUAAUCCAUGCCGGAGCGGUGGCACCGGGCUCGCAGCGCCUUCCCAGCACAUCCCGGCUGACCGGCAGAUGAGCCAGCGCAUUUCCCCAAACGAGGAGUGCUGGGGCAACCAGGGCCAGGACACGAGGUACCUGUAUCAUUUUUGAUUAAUAUUUGUGGGUAAAUGCUGUAAAUAUGAGGCAAGAAGAUUUAAAAGAAAGUCGCUGAGCAGAGCAAGUGAAUUAAUUUGUUUCAGACAACAUGCGGCUGGGUUGCAUCCCUUUACAAGCAGGAACAUUGUUUCUUUCCUAUGCCAAAGACUGACUGCGUUUGCCCUCCUGUUUUACUUCUGCUGUGGAAGAAAUUUAAGCAAGAACAUGUAUAGUGAAUUUCUCAAUUCCACCAGCGCCACUGAAGCUCACCUAAUGAUUCAGACCAACACGCCCUACCUGAGCAGCACCCCGAGACCCGUGAGCUCCUCUGCUCUUUACAUGUCGACAGCCAGGGUGUUAAAAGAAGGGGAAAUAAAUAAGCCAGACCUGGUGACUUACAUCAUUCUAUUUUUCUUUCUGUUCUUGACUGUGACAUUCAUUGUGUUCUUCAUAAACUGCCAGCUGAAAAAUUCUUUUUUUGCUACUCUUCCUUACGACAGAUCGCUCAGGGAGGCGAGGAACCCGUGGAGGACACAAGCUGUCUGACACCUCUCAUGCCAGCAGGAGCAGGCACCACAAACCCUGUGCAGUGAGGAGUUGGUGCCAUGUGCCAGUGCAAGGAUGUGAGCCCCUUUAGAGUAGUGCGCUGGAGGAGGUUGCUCAAAAUUCUGCUGUAUGCCAAUCUGAGUAGCUGUAAAUAAAAAGCUCUGUUAUGAACCGAAGAGAAUGCUUUAGCAAAUUGAUACAGUUUUUGCAAAAAAAUCGCCCCGUGAUUCCAGAUUAAGCUCUGUGUGUAUGCAAAUGUCAUCAUCCACCCAUUCAGUGUCCAUACAAGGAUAAUUGUAUUAACAACAAUUUCUGAUUUGGGCAUCUGGUGGAGCUUGUUCCCCCAUGUUUAGGAAA
This is a messenger RNA of Melozone crissalis (California towhee), 1554 nucleotides long. It is a transcript of the gene SMIM32, whose product is annotated as small integral membrane protein 32. The transcript is spliced from 2 exons. NCBI's taxonomy places the organism in Eukaryota, Metazoa, Chordata, Aves, Passeriformes, Passerellidae. The coding region runs from base 877 to 1197 and encodes 106 amino acids. The record is from RefSeq and is a predicted model, not a curated record.